Molecule: messenger RNA, 1482 nt
Organism: Penicilliopsis zonata CBS 506.65
Lineage: Eukaryota; Fungi; Ascomycota; Eurotiomycetes; Eurotiales; Aspergillaceae
Exons: 3
Coding region: 233-1258 (341 amino acids)
Cellular component (GO): mitochondrial inner membrane
Source: RefSeq, a predicted model, not a curated record
UCCUCCUUAUCGAUUGUCUUCCCCCGCCAUCGCCCGAUUUAGUCAUCACGUGGCGCAGCACUUCUCGAACGUUCCCGCAACCGUAGAGCAGAGGUUGAGUAAGCUGCCUAAGCUGCCUAAGCGGACGUCACUCUCUUCGGACUUAGGAAAUUGCGGAUCCUUCUUCUAUCGUCCGCGACAACCUAUAUAAGCCUAUAAGACAUCCUACAACACUCCCCUACAAUUGAAAGCCAUGGCGUUCGUGCUCCGACGCCCGUUCGCCGUCUCAUCGGCGCUGCGUCAAAUUCCCAAGGCUGCCAACAACGCUCGUUUCAUCCACAACGCUCCGUUCAAGCCGUCGUCCUCUGCAUCAACAAAGCCCCUAGGAUCCGCCGGUCCAUCAUCGAUCUUCGCGAAGUCGCGCCAGACGUUCCAGAAUGCCUUCCGCCGGACAUACAUGCAGCCCAGCUAUGGUGUUGCGCAGGGUGGCAACACGACGCAGCGGCUACUGUACGGCGCUGCCAUCGUGGGAGGAACCGUCCUCGCCACGAACUUCAUCUUCAACCGGGAGACCCGUGAAGAUGGCGGCAUGCCUGCGUAUGAGCGCAGCUAUCUCAAUGAAACGUUCAUGCACACUGGUCUUGGUAUUGGUAUCAUCGGUAUUGCUGCUCGGGCGCUGCAUAUGAAUGGCUGGUCCUACCGUCUGAUGGCCUCGAACCCUUGGCUAGUCGCUGGUCUUGGUUUGGUCGCUAGCAUCGGUACCAUGUACGGCACACUUUACACUUCGCCCGACAACUACGUCCUCAAGUACGGCCUGUGGGCUGGUUUCAACCUGACUCAAGCUGCGCUGCUCUCCCCGCUGAUGUUCAUGCACCCUGCGCUGCUUGCCCGUGCUGGCCUCUACACUGUCGGAAUGAUGGGUUCGAUUGCCUUUGUGGGCGCCACCGCCAAGCAGGAGAAGUACCUGUAUCUGGGCGGUCCCCUCCUCGCUGGUGUCACCAUUGUCGCGCUCUCCGGCCUCGCACCCCUCGUGGUCCCCGCCACCGCUGCCCGCACCUUGAUGUGGUCUGAGCGCAUCUGGCUGUACGGCGGUCUCGCCGUGUUCGGCGGCUUCACCCUCUAUGACGUGCAGAAGGUCCUGUACCACGCCCGCAUGUCGCAGCGGGGGCUGAUGAGACGUGACCCGGUCAACGAAAGUAUCAGCCUGGAGUUGGACUUCAUCAACAUCUUCAUUCGCAUGGUACAGAUCCUGGGCAUGCGUAGCCAGAACCGCAAGUAAGAUGGCUUCUUAUUUUGGGAAUCGGUGGAUCAAAUGCUUUCCAGACACUAGAAGGAAGAUGAUAUCCAGAGGAGGAACAAAAUAAGUGCUUCUUCUUCUUCUUAUAAUAUGGGCUGCGCGGUGCACACUACUGUCAUGUACACUACUGCUUUUUUUUUCUGGCCCUGCCGACUGCACCGACACGGGGAGGAUACAUAUCCUUCCGUCGACUCGGCACGGGCAGA